Molecule: messenger RNA, 817 nt
Organism: Sorex fumeus (smoky shrew)
Lineage: Eukaryota; Metazoa; Chordata; Mammalia; Eulipotyphla; Soricidae
Gene: VAMP5
Product: vesicle associated membrane protein 5
Exons: 3
Coding region: 280-642 (120 amino acids)
Biological process (GO): Golgi to plasma membrane protein transport
Cellular component (GO): plasma membrane
Source: RefSeq, a predicted model, not a curated record
GGCUGCCCCUCCCCGAGGCGCGCAGUCCCGGCGCCAGGUGCGCAGGUGUUGGGUCCAGAGAGCGGGGAGUCCUCCGAGGACAGGGGACCCGGCCCAAGAGCAGGCGCCCUACGGACUCUGGUUACAGUCACCGGUCACUUUCGCUUUGUCUUCGCCCAGGUCACCGCACCACCAGGCGCGCCCCCCGCCUCCGCCGGGCCGGCCCCGCCCCUGGCUUCCUCCCGGGUCCCGGGCUCGGCGGGCAGAGGAGCCGCAGCGCGCGGGGCGACGGCAGCCGCGAUGGCAGGGAAAGAGUUGCAGCGGUGCCAGCAGGAGGCCAAUGAGGUGACGGAGAUCAUGCUCAAAAACUUCGACAAGGUCCUGGAACGCGAUGGGAAACUGUCUGAUCUGGAGCAGCGUUCACAUCAACUCCUGGAUAUGAGCACAGCCUUCAGCAAGACAACCAAGAAGCUGGCGCAGAAGAAGAGCGGGGAGAACAUCCGCUGCCGGAUCUUCUUGGGGCUAGCGGUGGGUGGUGCCCUGCUUCUCAUCUUGAUUGUGCUGCUGGUCCUCUUUCUCCCGCAGAGCAGCAAUGUGACCAGCGCCCCAAAGACCCAGAAUGCAGGUGUGGAGACUGAAGCAGAGGCCAUAACACCAUACUGACUGGUUCUGGUCUCCAGAGAGCCCUGGUGUUUGCUCUCUGCUGACUUCCCCACUGGGCAGGACCCCUUGUGUGCACCUCCGCAUCUCCCAUCCUACCAAAGACUGACCCCCUGAGGGGAACCUUCUGCACUGGUCAUGCCAGCCCCAUCUGGAGCUCAGUAAAAGCUGCUGUUUG